Molecule: messenger RNA, 1959 nt
Organism: Coffea eugenioides
Lineage: Eukaryota; Viridiplantae; Streptophyta; Magnoliopsida; Gentianales; Rubiaceae
Exons: 3
Coding region: 1-1959 (652 amino acids)
Source: RefSeq, a predicted model, not a curated record
AUGGCGAAUGCAAAGACUCAAGAAGGAAGGAUAAGUGGAAUCAAGAUCAGUAGACGAGGCCCUUCAGUAACCCAUCUUUUCUUUGCGGAUGAUUCGCUAAUUUUUUGCAAGGCCUCAUGUCAAGAAGCACACGAACUGACAAAAAUUUUGAGGAGCUACGAACAAGCAUCAGGACAAAUGAUAAACCUCGACAAGUCUAGCGCCUUCUUCAGCAAAAAUGUCAACCAGAAAUCUAAGGAGGCGGUAUGCAGCAAGCUGGAGGGAAUUCAACAAGUAGCUCAAGGGAAAUACUUGGGACUCCCAAUGGUGGUCACCAGAUCGAAGAAGCAAUUGUUCGGAUACAUCAAGGAAAACAUUGAACGUAGAAUGCAAAACUGGAAAUCCAAAUUGCUAAGCUCAGCUGGGAAAGAAAUCUUGAUCAAAGCAGUCUCAAUGGCCAUACCCACUUACACUAUGUCUUGUUUCAAAUUGCGUUGCAGGUUAUGUAAAGAUAUCUGUUCACUUCUAUCAAAAUUCUGGUGGGGUGAGCAAGACAACAAAGGCAAAAUUCAUUGGGUGGCUUGGGAGAAGUUGACCAAGGAGAAGAAGAAUGGUGGCCUCGGGUUUAAGGAUUUACAAAGCUUUAAUAGAGCCUUGCUAGCCAAACAGAUUUGGAGAAUCAUAAGGAAUCCAAAUCUGUUGUCUAGCAAGGUGCUAAAGGCAAAGUAUUUCCCUAACAGCUGCAUCCAGGAGAGCAAAGCCCCAAAGAACGCAUCAUGGUGGAAUAGACCACUCAUUUUCAAGACGUUUUGUAAGGAGGAUGCACAUAAUAUUUUGAAAAUCCCAAUCAGCAUCACGGGAAGAUAUGAUAACACCUUCUGGACAAGGAACAUAAAUGGGGAGUACACGGUGCAGUGUGGAUACAAAAUGGAAAUGGAAAAGAAGGAGGAAGUGAUUAGGAAAGAAGGUGAGGGAGUGGAAACGAGUUUUAACUCAGUGAGCCAGCAAGUGUGGAAGGUUCUGUGGAGCUUAAACAUCAGCUACAAAGUUAAGAUGUUCAUUUGGAAAUGUCUCUCAGAUGCGGUACCAGUCAAGGAGCUAAUAUGGAGGAGAAUCAAAAGGGGAGAUCCAAUAUGUUCUGUAUGCGGUGAAGAGGUGGAAACACUGGAACACAUGCUACUUAAAUGCAGCAAAGUACAGGACAUUUGGAAAUUGGCUCCUAUCCAUUGGGAUGGUAUUGCAUACAGAGCGGAUAAAUUCAAAGACUGGUGGGCAGGAGUUUCUGAAGCUAGAUAUAGGAUACAAGGGAAAGAUCAUAUAGGCCUUACGGCAUAUAUAUUGUGGCAGAUCUGGAAAAGUAGGAACAACAAUGUUUUCAACAACAAAGACAGGGACCCAGCUGCAAUUAUAAACAAAGCAUGCAGAGCUUGGGGGGAAUUUGAAAAUGCAACAGGGAAAGCUAGGCAUUGGAGGGAUGGGAAGAUAGCAGUAGCUCAGCAACAAAGGGACCAAGAAGAAGAGCAGCCAGAGCAUGCCACAGGUGCAGGAAUAACACUGAGAAUAGCAGUGCAAUGGAGUAAAGAGGACAAUAUCGUUGGGUAUGGCAUUGUAGCGUAUGAUGGAACACAACAGGAAUUAUUGGCUUGGGGGAUGAAAGAAAGGGCAGUGGAUAGCCAACUUCAAGAUCUGGCUGAAGGUGUCAAGCUAGCCCAAAUUAAGGCAGCCGCCGAACAAGGUUGGCGUUUGAUUAACAUAGGUGUUCCUGACAAAAAUUUGCUACAACAAAUCCAGCAGACAAAACCAUUGGCAGAAAGAAUUGUAACCGUGGUGCAAGAUAUCCGUGAGCUGAGCUCCAUGUUUUACAAGUGCUCCUUCUACCUAGACAUAGGCAACACUAAUGAUCUUAGUUUCCAGUUUAGUGCUCAAGCUUUGAGCAGUCAUCAAGAUACAGAAUGGGUUAAUCCCAAUCUAAUGUGCUAG